CUAGUGACUUCAUAUUUGGCAUGUAGGUGUACCUGAUGGAGCCACCAAUUUUCAGUGGUAACAUUUGAAGGUCAAGGUCAUCCUUCAAUGUCAAAGGUCAACUUUUGAAUUAUUGCAGAUACAGAAUUGAUACUUGACAUGCAUGUGUAUCUCAUUAAGUUGCAAAUAUUCAUUUGUAACAUAACACAGUCAAGGUCAUCCUUCAAGGUCAGAUGUCAAAUUUAUUUGUGACAAGACCCUUUGGGCGCAUUGGUGUUUCAACUACACACUUUUAUUUACCAUCGCAAGGGUUACAAUUUGACAGGGUAAUAACUAACGUUUUUUUUUGUGUGCAAAUUUAAUGCCCCUUUACAGGCAGACAAAUGUUGGCAUACAUAAAAGAUGAUGAUUGAAAAUAAGCAAUCAAAAACUUCUUUAUGCCACAUCAAAGAUGUCGAUGUUAUUUCUCCUUGCAGGACAGCGUUGCCACUACAGUAAUGGUGAAUGACAAAGAGGUGAAUGUGCGGACCAUUACGGUGGAGGACCGUACUGGGAAGGUGAAAGUCAGCCUGUGGCGCAACAUUGCAGCAGAGCCUGUGGUGUUGGGGGAUGUUGUUGCCAUCACCAAUAUUGUUGUCAACAGCAAGAGAUAUAACAAUGAGGAAUCCCUGUCGUCAACACAAUUUACAAAGAUAGAGGUUACUGACAUGCCAAACACCGAGAUGACGGCCACCAUUCUAGGACUUGACCUGGGUGAUGUGGAAUCCCAGUUACUCACAGAACAGGAUGGAAUCUUCAAUGUAUCAAACGAAGUGCUAGUUGCAGCCUUUCAGUGUCAGUUGGAAGACAUUACAGCCAAACUACCAAAAACACUGAAUUUCAUAGCCAAAGGACAGUCUGUGGUCACCUUUAAUGAGUGAAAAAUCAUGUUCAAAGUUUAUAGUUUAGAGAUGUUUACUUUUCAUACACUGGAGCAUGACAGUCUGUGGUCACCUUUAAUGAGUGAAAAAUCAUGUUCAUAGUUUAUAGUUUAGAGAUGUUUACUUUUCAUACACUGGAGCAUUCAUAGUGUUGCCUGUUAUAUCAUUCCAUCACCAAGAAUUACCAAACUUGCUAGCUCUUGACCUGGGUGGUGUGGAAUCAAGCUUAGUCACAGAACAGGAUGGAAUCUUCACUAAAUCGAACGAGGAUCUAGUUAUCACCUAGG
Mya arenaria is the source of this 1186-nucleotide messenger RNA. RefSeq lists its product as uncharacterized. The transcript has 2 exons. The record is from RefSeq and is a predicted model, not a curated record. The coding region runs from base 417 to 899 and encodes 160 amino acids. Lineage: Eukaryota; Metazoa; Mollusca; Bivalvia; Myida; Myidae.